GUAGAUGCGGGACUGAUGCCAUCUGGUGUGAUUCCACAGAAAAGAGAAAAUUUACCCAGAGUGUGCCAUGCACUGGCUUUUCUGGGAAUGACAAGGUGCCAGAAUUUGUUUUUGGUUCACUUGCAGGGGUGGAAACUUGGAACUAGGUUCCUAGAUGGUUGCUGCAGUUCCCAGCAGGAAGGUGGAGGAGGCCCAAAGGGAAAACAGGGCCUGCCUGUUUGAGUUGGCUUCCUUUUAAAGAGUUUUAUUGGCAGCCCAAUAGCUUUUUCUUACAUCUCAUUGGAGACUGUGUCAUUGGCUCCUGCUAUCUCUAAGGUUGCCUGAGAAAUGUAGUUUUUGUAGCUGGACAUUAACUGCCUUUAAUGAAAAUCUGAGUUCUCUUGAUAAGGAUGAAGAUGAUGGUGGAUCUUGGGUGAACAAAUGAUAGUCUGUGCCCUGGAUAUAAAAUGCAAUAGUAAAGAAGCAUGAUGUUUGAAACAGAUCAGAACUGUGGCUCUGUUACCACUGGCAACACUCCAAGCAACACUGCUUUGUUCUGAGAGAGUGAAGACAUGCUAGGUCUUCCCAUGAAACACUUGCCAGCACUGACCUUCUCUCUCAACCAAUAUCCUUGACCCCAUCAGGCUUUUCUAGAGGAGGACCCUGGGAACCUACACACUUUCUUGGAGGACAUAAUCUCUUCAUGGAGGUUUGAAAUAGGAUAAGGAAUGUUCUACCUUGCUGCUUCUACAUCUGCUUCAUUUAUCUCUUCUCUAAUUUUCCUAUCAAAUUUUUAGUGGAGUCUAGUUGUGUAUUUGAUCCCCAUAAAAGGAUCAUCCCUUCCAUGCACAGGGGAGGGUAAUCUAUGAAAAGAAAGGCUACUUUUCUCCCUUCUGUGAUUCCACCACCAGUCUAGGAAUAUCCUGGGAGAAUUGCAUCUCAAAGCUUUCCAUAAGCAGCCUACAUCCUGUCUAAGCAAAGGGAGAAGAAACACUUCCCACAUCCAGGGCUGUCCAAAAGAACUUUCUGUGAUGACAGAAAUGUUCUAUAUCUGCAUUAAUAUGGUAGCCACUAGCCACGUGUGGCUAGUGAAUAUUCGAAAUAUGGCUAGUGUGAUUGAGGAAGUAAAUUCUAAUUUUAUUUAAUUUUAAAUAAUUUAAAUAUAAAUAGCCACAUGUGGCUAGUGGCUGUUGUAUUGUAGAGCAUAGUACACACCUUUCUCGUGUUUUAGAACUUGCUGGGAGAGGUUUGAACAAGUCAUAUACGUGGCGUUCCAUGGUCUUCACUGUUCCACCUUGCCAUUGAACUUGUCUCCCAGAGGAAAAAGAAAUAUGGUAUUUUGGAGCUAAAUUGAAGAUGUUAAUUGAACAUCUACACAUUGAAGUAUGUAUUCUUGUGUAAAUGGGAUGAUCUCCUGGGAAUAGGACCUGCGAUUGAUGUUAGUGAUUACUGAUGAUGGGAAACUGGUAGUGCUGGUCCAGUUAACAUCUCUAGUAUGUUCCUGGUUAGAAUGAGUCAGCAAAGAUUAUUUUAUUCUAUUGUGCGGUUCAUUCUGUGUUACUUUAUUUUUGUAUUAUUAUGACUGCUAAGUGAUUAUUCUGUGUCUGUUUUUCAAAAUGCUCUAUGGUUUAUAUUUUUUAAAAGGUUAUGAAAUAAAAAGUAAUUAUAUGUAACUCAGCUUUUUGUGUGUGAGUUAUUAUUACCCAUACUUUUCGAAGAAUUAAUUAGGAUGGGGUUAAUGGAUGGAAGAAAUUUUUGUAUCAGAUUUUCUUUACAAUGGACAUACCUAUAUGUCAAUUCAUGCCAUUUUACAAAAAUACUAAAUGUUCUUUAAUUGUAUACAGAUUUGGGUAAAAUAUGAGGGUAAUGAAUGUAUUGGGUUGUAGUUCCCACUGUG
Molecule: messenger RNA, 1876 nt
Organism: Sus scrofa (pig)
Lineage: Eukaryota; Metazoa; Chordata; Mammalia; Artiodactyla; Suidae
Source: RefSeq, a predicted model, not a curated record